Messenger RNA from Trichechus manatus latirostris (Florida manatee), 2721 nucleotides. RefSeq names its product WD repeat domain 49 (gene WDR49). The coding region runs from base 1 to 2715 and encodes 904 amino acids. Gene Ontology annotation, molecular function: protein binding. The transcript has 17 exons. The record is from RefSeq and is a predicted model, not a curated record. Lineage: Eukaryota; Metazoa; Chordata; Mammalia; Sirenia; Trichechidae.
AUGAGUUACCAGAAUGCAACAUCUGAGUUAAAUGUGGGGUCACAGCCUGGGCCAAAGAAUCCUCAGAGAACAGAAGGUUCUACUCAAUAUGGAGACUAUGGGUCAGCCCUGCUUGAAAACCGCCUCAGCGUGGGAGACUUUGUCAAAAUACAGAGUGCUUUCGAGAUAGCAGUGGCUUUUACCAGCAAAGAGAUUUAUUUCUAUGAUCUGCUGUCUAAAGAAGAAUUUCCUUGUCAAUACAAACUCCAAGGUCUGAAAGCAACACCAAUUUGCAUGGAUUAUUGGUAUGACCCCCUUGAUGCCAAUGAAUCAAUUCUUUCUUUUGGGGACAUCACUGGAAAGGUUCAAGCAAUUUCUUUCACAGCGGCCUUGAUAUCCUUGUUCGAGCGGCCUCCUAGUGCUUGUGAAGAUGAAGAUACCACCGUGACCAUUAGCUGGGCAGAACUGCUCUCUGGAUAUCACAAAUGCUGCUAUAUAUUAGAGCACAAACUUCAUCAUGGAGAUUGGGUCAGGCAAGUUGCUUACAGCGCAUCUUUAGAUGCUAUCAUUUCCAGUACAACCAGCAAUACAAAUACUGUGGUGCUGGCUUGGAGAGAGAAAUCAAAAAAGCAUCUUAAAAUGACAUCCUUCAACAUUGCACAGGGCAUUCAUGCUUUUGAUUACCACUCUCAGCUCAAUUUAAUUGCAACUGCUGGCAUUAACAGUAAAGUUUGCCUUUGGAAUCCCUAUGUUGUCUCUAAGCCAGUUGGUGUCCUUUGGGGUCAUUCUGCCAGUGUAAUAGCCGUCCAGUUCUUUGCUGGAAGAAAACAACUUUUCAGCUUCUCCAAAGAUAAAGUUUUGAGACUCUGGGAUAUUCAACACCAGCUGUCCAUCCAAAGGAUAGCUUGCUCUUUCCCCAAAAGUCAGGACUUCAGAUGCCUCUUCCACUUUGAUGAAGCUCACGGACGCCUUUUCAUCUCAUUUAAUAACCAGCUAGCUUUGUUGGCAAUGAAAAGUGAAACCAGCAAGAGGGUGAAAAGCCACAAGAAAGCAGUCACUUGUGUUCUUUACAAUUCCAUCUGGAAGCAGGUAAUCAGCUCUGAUACUGGGUCUACUGUUUCCUUCUGGAUGAUAGACACUGGGCAGAAAAUCAAACAGUUUACUGGUUGCCAUGGCAAUGCAGAAAUCAGCACUAUGGCCCUAGAUGUAAAUGAGACAAGGCUUUUGACUGGCAGCACAGAUGGGACUGUAAAGAUAUGGGACUUCAAUGGAUAUUGUCACCACACACUAAAUGUUGGGCAAGAUGGAGUUGUGGAUAUUUCACAGAUCCUGGUUCUUAAGAAGACUAUACUGGUUACUGGCUGGGAAAGGACUAUUACUGUGUUUCGACCCCAGAACUUCAAUCAAUUUUUCAUCCAGCCUGAAGAAUGGAAAGGAGGAGUACAGCACCGUGAUGACAUCCUAUGUGUUGCAUUUUUACCUCCACAAACUCUGGCUACAGGAAGUUAUGAUGGAGAAAUUGUUCUGUGGAACAACAGCACGGAAAAUGCUCAUCAUGCCCUUCACCCUGAUUACCAGAGGCUGCUAAAAUCCAAAUUGGAUGCAGAGCCUCAUAAGCUUCUCAGUGCUGACAGGAACAGCUCCCCCACCCCCACUGCAGACCAGGCCACCCUCAGAGCCUACCCAUCUGAGGUUGACACUGAGGGCAAUAAUGCUGUUACGAGGCUUUGCUUGCUUGAAGCAAGAAAAAACAUUGCAGUGACAGAAGGAGCUAACCUUGUAUCAUGUGGAGGAUCUGGUUAUGUCAGAUUCUGGGAUACAUUUAAGAAGCAACUUCUGGCUGAAUUUUUGGCUCAUAGUGGAGCUGGAUCCAUUAUUAUGUCUAUUGAUAAAUUGAAUCAAUACCUUGUCACAGGAGAUCUUGAUGGAUGGGUCAAAGUCUGGAAUAUAGAGGACUACUGCCUUAAUUCCAGUGAGAACAAAGUCACACAGCCCCCUCCUCUGAUCAGAUCUUUUCAACCUCAUGAAGACCGGAUAAGUUGCUUAGAGAUGUGUGAGCUGUGGGGCCGAUCACUGAUCAUUUCCUCCUCAGCAGAUUGCAGCAUUUCUGUGACUGAUGUUUGCUCUUCUCCUAUUUGGAGCUUUGGUCAGGCAAAGCACUGGCAAAUUGAAAAUUGUAUUUCCCUUCCAAAAAGAGAUACUACCUUAAUGGAAAGUGAAAUUCAGGAGAAAAGCAUAAGGACAAUUCCUUUACUUUCUAAGGAAGAAUUAUGUUUAGACCCAAUAGAACAUUCUCUACUCGAUAAGAAAAACAAAGAAGACUCAACAGACAAUGUCAGAGCAUCAGAAGAUAUAAAUUUAGGUAUGAAAUAUAAAGCAAGAAAUUGCCACAAGAAAAAAACACAUCAACUUUACGAUGGUGAAAUUAUACAAAAAACAUCCAGUGCAUUUAGGUCAUUAACGAUCGGAGCCCUGAAAGAGCUGCCUGAAGUGAAUAAGCCUGAUUUUCUUCUAGAUCCUGAGAAGUACUUUCAGGAGGAGCCGGAAGAGGAAUGUCCCCAAAUUUCAGAGCUUCCACCACUUUCUGAAACUUUGAAAGCUGUAUUUGAUGAGAAAAACCUGUUCCCCAAAGAAAUUCUGGAUCAUGAACGAAGAGCCAAGCAAUUAUGUCAGGAAACAAGUGGUGAAGUGAAGAUAAAAAGAAAUAAGAAGCAAUUACAACUGAAAGAAAAAUAAAUAUUU